Nymphalis io (European peacock) is the source of this 1698-nucleotide messenger RNA. Its product is annotated as pyruvate kinase-like. Gene Ontology annotation, molecular function: potassium ion binding; magnesium ion binding; pyruvate kinase activity. NCBI's taxonomy places the organism in Eukaryota, Metazoa, Arthropoda, Insecta, Lepidoptera, Nymphalidae. The record is from RefSeq and is a predicted model, not a curated record. Gene Ontology annotation, cellular component: cytoplasm. Bases 1 to 1698 code for a protein of 565 amino acids. The transcript has a single exon. Gene Ontology annotation, biological process: glycolytic process.
AUGGCUUUACCUUGGCAUAUUCCUCUCGAAGCAAUUUCUAGUUUAAAAGAAAAUGAACGCCCUAUUGAAUCCUCACUAUUAUUACAUUAUUGCAAUUUGAAUAUUCAUAAAAAUCCUUGCGAAGAACUUCAGUCAGGCCUUAUGUGUGAAAUAGGUAUGAAUAAUAAAGAACCAUCGGUUAUACAAAGACUUAUUGCCUCGGGAAUGACUGUAGCACGAUUAAAUUUGCGAGAUUUGGAACCCGAUGCUAGUGCACAAUUGAUACAAAGUAUACGGCAGGCUGUGUUUAAUUACAGUACAGAACUUGAAUACGUUUAUCCUUUAGCAUUAAUUGUUGACGUACGAGGUCCCGAUAUUGUAACCGGGGAUCUGAAAGGUGGUCCCCACACCAUGAUUGAGCUAGUUCAAAAUGAAAUAAUUAGACUGACAACAGACCCAAGUUGGCGAGAAUGUGGUACGAUAGACUGUUUAUUUAUUGGAUACGAUCAUUUAACCGAAUUACACCCAAGUGAUAUUAUCUAUAUUGAUAGUUUAACAUCAGGAAAAAUUAAGCUAUCUGUGUUAGAAGUUGGAGAUGAUUCUAUUGAAUGUAAUAUUUUAAGUGGUGGCACAAUUGGAGCUAAAAUGACGGUUAGAAUAACUAAAGUUCCAAAUGAUGUCGAUACUGGUAAUAAAAAAAAUCUUGAGAAUUUUGACUUAAUUUCGUCCGACUCUUCACAACAACCUUUUGAAUACAUGGAAGAUCAGAUAGCUUGGGCAGUAGCUUUUGACAUAGAUGCUGUUUUGGUACCUAAUGCGCAAAAUUCUCAAGAUAUACGUUACGUCAGAAAUAUCCUUUCCGAAAAAGGCAAACAUAUUCUUGUCUUUGCUUGUAUAGAUUCAGUUGUGGGUCUAGACAACAUUGACAUUUUACUAUCAGAAGCUGAUGGAAUAUACAUUGAUAAAUGUGUUUUGAGUACAGAUUUACCCGUAGAAAAAAUAUUUAUUGCUCAGAAAGUUAUUUUAGCUAAAUGUAAUUAUGCUGGAAAGCCUUGUAUAUGUAAGGCUGUUAUAAACGAACAAAUUCCUACUUUGUGUGUAACUGACAUUGCAAAUCUUGUUUUGGAUGGUGCUGAUGUUCUUUCUUUGGAAAUACAUUAUGAUUCACCUCUUAAAAAAAUUUCUCCGUCAUUCGACGCGUUUCGUAUGGCGGAACAUUGUAUAGCGGCUGCAGCGGUUAUUUGUAGACAAGCUGAAAGUAUAGUCUGGCAACCAAAAACGUACGGCAAUUUAAAAUUAAUGCAAAAUACACUCGAAGAGCCUUCUAAAGCUGUAUGUGUAACUGCAGUCGAGUUGGCUAUGCGUUCUCAAGCAGUUGUUAUAAUUUGUUUAACAAACUCUGGACGUACUGCAAAAAUACUUUCGCAUGCUAAGCCAGCUUGUCCUAUCGUAGCUGUCACGAGAUCUUGUCAUGCCGCAAGACAAUUACGGUUCUGGAGAGGCAUACGAGCUAUGCACUACUUUGAAGAUGCUAAAAAUACAUGGAUUCUAGAAGUUGAGAACCGUAUACAUUCAGCUCUUGAUUAUUGCAAAGCAAAAAGGAUGUUAUGUGCAGGUGACGCUUACGUUGUAGUAACAAGUUUUCGUCGAGGUGUUGGAUAUUGCGAUUCUGUUAGACUUUUAUAUGCUAGUGCUCGUGAUACUGUAUUUGUUGAAUAA